Messenger RNA from Paramormyrops kingsleyae, 5062 nucleotides. RefSeq names its product polypeptide N-acetylgalactosaminyltransferase 9-like. The record is from RefSeq and is a predicted model, not a curated record. Gene Ontology annotation, molecular function: polypeptide N-acetylgalactosaminyltransferase activity. Gene Ontology annotation, biological process: protein O-linked glycosylation. Gene Ontology annotation, cellular component: Golgi apparatus. Lineage: Eukaryota; Metazoa; Chordata; Actinopteri; Osteoglossiformes; Mormyridae.
CCUAUAGAGAGGAUCCGCCGUGCGGAGACAUCAGUAGGCAUCGGCACCGUCCGGAUAGGAAACCCGAUUCAACUCCAGCGCUACAAGGACUGCUACUUUCUUUGUCAUGCUGAAGCCCUGCAUGCAAGCAACAAUACCAGUAAAUAAUAAGCCGAAAUGAUUCCGUACAUGAUGCUUCAUUAGUGUCAUUAUUGUUAUUCUUGUUAUUGCAUGGCGAAAGAGCGGAGAGAUGGCUUGGCACAGCUGACCGUGCGGCGAUUGUGCGGAGUUGGCAAUUAUAAAUGGUUUUGUCGAAGAUCUGAUGUUUGGCAGUAAUUUGAAGAAACGCGCAGAUGAAGAAAAGCGUCUAGUCUUCUUAGGUUUAGAGUAAGCAGCUUCCUGAUCUGUUGGUGAUCUGUGCCCGGUUCUCCAGGGGUGCACACUGAAAGCUUCGGUAUUUCUCAUAAACAGGAGCAAAAAGCGAAACCGUGCAGUAUAGAUAAUGGUGUGGCAGAUUGCUCUGGGCUGAUCAUGCUUUAAUCCACCAUGCCCUGCAACCUCCGAGUUGUUCUUCACCAGCCAGUUUAUCCAUAGUCUGCGUGGAAGGCAGCAUCACACCAUCACCGCGGACGGCUCGAGGCGGAUAUCCGAAAGGACAUAUCGCCGAAACCAAAGAGCUGAUGUCAGGCUUUUAACGCAUCUGUCUCCCGUCCCCGGCUCGCUCCCUCCAUGGGCACCGCGCCACGCAUUUGAAUGACCUUCCCGGUCUCAUGGCUGUGGCACGGAGAAUAAAAACUUUGCUGACCGUCAACAUCUUCGUCUUCGUGGGGAUCAUAUUGUUCUCGGUGUACUGCAGGAUCCAGGAGCGCUCGGAGGAGCUGGUUCAGUUCGGAAGGAGCGCGGAGCAAAGACUUCGCGGCAGGAAUGGCAAAGUCACCAACCUGGUCGACAAGCAGGCUAUACUUCAGAGACUGGAGCACCUAGAAGAUGUAGUGUACAAUCAGUUAAACGGUCUCGCCAAACCGAUGGGACUGGUGGAGGGUCCUGGGGGGCUGGGACAGGGGGGCGUGGCCGCCAGCCUCCGUGACCACGCCCACGAGGCGGAGGGCGGGAAGUAUGAGGAGUACGGCUACAACGCCCAGCUGAGCGACCGCAUCUCAUUGGACAGGGUCAUCCCAGACUACAGGCCCAAACGCUGCAAGCAGAUGGUCUACCCAGAUGCCCUUCCGCAGAUCUCCGUGGUGUUCAUCUUUGUGAAUGAGGCCCUCUCGGUCAUCUUGCGGUCGGUCCACAGUGUGGUCAACCGCACCCCCGCCCACCUGUUGAAGGAAAUCAUCCUGGUGGACGACAACAGUGACAGCGUGGAGCUCAAGCUGAACCUGGAUCAGUAUGUGAACAAGCGGUACCCAGGGCUGGUGAAGGUCGUGCGGAACGGCAGGCGAGAGGGGCUGAUCCGGGCCCGGAUCCUGGGCUGGCGGGCUGCCACCGCGCCGGUCGUUGGCUUCUUUGAUGCUCACGUGGAGUUCAACGUUGGCUGGGUGGAGCCAAUCUUGACCAGAGUGAAGGAGGACCGCACACGCAUCAUCCUCCCUGCCAUUGACAACAUCAAAUACAACACCUUUGAGGUGCAGCAGUAUGCCAACGCCGCGCACGGCUACAGCUGGGGCCUCUGGUGCAUGUACAUCAGCCCUCCACAGGCUUGGCUGGACAAGGGAGACGAGAGCGCCCCCAUCAGGACUCCAGCCAUGAUUGGCUGCUCCUUCGUGGUUGACAGAGAGUACUUUGAGGAGAUUGGGCUUCUUGACCCAGGCAUGGAGGUCUACGGAGGAGAAAACAUUGAGCUGGGCAUGAGGGUGUGGCAGUGUGGAGGCAGCAUGGAGGUGUUGCCCUGUGCCCGGGUGGCACACAUCGAGCGCACCAAGAAGCCCUACAACAAUGAUAUUGACUACUAUGCGAAGCGGAAUGCCCUGCGGGCUGCAGAGGUCUGGAUGGAUGAGUUCAAGACCCACGUCUACAUGGCCUGGAACAUCCCCAUCAAUAGUCCCGGAGUCGAUUUCGGCGACGUGUCGGACAGGGUGUCCCUGCGGAAGAAGCUCCGCUGCCGGAGUUUCCGCUGGUAUCUGGAGCACGUCUAUCCUGAGAUGCGUAUCUACAAUGACACCAUCACCUACGGCGAGGUACGUAACAGCAAGGCCAGUGGGUAUUGCCUGGAUCAAGGGUCUGAAGAUGACAACAAGGCUAUCCUUUACCCUUGCCACGGCAUGUCCUCCCAGCUUGCCCGCUACUCCACCCAGGGUCUCCUGCAGCUGGGUCCUCUGGGGUCCACCACCUUCCUCCCGGACACCAAGUGCCUUGUGGACGAGGGCCGGGGCCGGACGCCUUUGUUAAAGCGGUGCGACAAUGUCACACGACCGUCCCAGAGGUUUUGGGACUUCACACAGAACGGGCCCAUCAUUAGCCGGGACACGGGCCGCUGCCUGGAGGUCGAGAUGUCCAAGGAAGCCAACUUUGGCCUGAGGUUGGUGGUCCAGAGAUGCUCGGGACAGAAGUGGACAAUACGGAACUGGAUUAGGCAUCCCCGGCACUAGAGGGCGCCAUGGAGACAUCUUUGUGAGGUGAAGGGAGCCUGCUUGGACCCCCCCCACCUUGAGCAGUGAUGCCCCUGGGGGCCUCUGCUUGCAUUCUGCGUUCUACACUGAACCUACACUGAACCUUGAACAAUUCAGGUUCUUAAUGGAUCCAAGGACAACAGAUGUUCACAGCAAGCAAGCGUCUGAGAUGCACAUUCCCUAAAAAGGCCACCCUCUGGAGAACCUGCUCUGUUCAGAAACUCAGACAGCUUCUUCUAGACUAAAGACAGACCUCCAUGUUGUUUUCUGAGACCUUCGCAAAUCUUGAGAGAUUUAUGCGUCUUCUGACUGUGAAUGGACACCAUGGCGACCUCAUCUCUGAAUCCUUGCGAAGGGAUGAGAACCACCUUUGUCUACUUUUGUUUGAACUCAUACGCAGCUGGUUUCUUUUAAUGUGCCUGUUGCCAUUUCGAUUUGUUUCAUCGGGCUUAGAACUCCGAACAACACAAGCAUGCCCUGGAAUUACUGAAGACAGUUUGAAAAUCUGACACAGUAGUGAUGCAUAAGUUGUCCAAAAUAGGCUGAAAUCUGAAAAAAAGAAACUGUGAUUGUCACAAUAAAAUAUUUUUAGCCGAGCGCCCUCGAUGUUACUAUAAGCAAGUGGCCGCAUCACUCUGUGAUGGCAAAAAUGGGAAUAUCGUAACAUUUCCUCAUUACUUCCAGCUAUUAUUAAUUCCCUGAUUAUUUCCCCCAGAAUUUAUUGAUCAACUGAUUGAUUUAAUUAUUUCAGCUGAGUUAUAUUGAAAUCAGGGUGCGUGUUGCCUGUUUGGUCAGAAAGAAGCCAUUUGCCCUUUUUCAGAAUGACCCACAGCCUCAAUAUGGUGGGCUUGUGCUUCGUAUCAUUAUUUUGGAUAAAUCUACCAUUAUUUUAAGUGAGCUGUAAUAACGCAUCAAAUGGCCAUGAUGGUGAGAUGCAAACUUACAUUUUCUAUGUAUUUCCGGAAUAUUUUGCUCUCCAGCGGUGUUGGGCUGUCUGUGUUCGAACACUGAUACCUAAACGCCACAUGGGGUGUCCUGUCAAGGGGGAGCACUGGGUCUAGUGUAGCUAUUUGGUGCUCCAGCAAUCCCUGUUUAUACAGCUUACGAGCUUCUCUGUCUCUACCGCUGUCCACCCACGGGUUCAUGGGGCCUGACAGGCGUGCGUCCGGCUUGUUUGUUUAUUUCUGUUCUAUUUUAAUCCUUCUCCUGGCUUCCUCUUUGCUUGGCCUGUCGGAUGAACACAGCCAGCAGGCCACGCCUCCGUCAGCGGGCGUAUAAUGUCUGACCACCACUCCCACCUGAAGGUCUUCCUACCGGCCUUGUUUCCGGCCUGCUGAGAUCCACACUUCCUCCACCCACCUCGCUGUACCGCUGAGAUAUUUACCGCUGGUUGUUUAGUCACUUCACCACAGUGUUUCUCGAAACAGAACGGGAAAUGGAACACGGGCAGCAGCAGCACGGCCCUGUACAGGCGUAGGGGAUAUUGACGUUUACUGCAGUCCGGCAGGUUAUUUCAUAUCCGAACCGGAAAUAUCUGUUGACGUGGAAAAGGCAGGAGGUCACAACGGUUUUAGCUCAAGCGUAGCUAAUGAAUCGUCAGCGGUGUUACUCGCUACACGGUUAGAGUGAGUCUCCGCUCCUGGAAAUCUGGGUACAAACCCUGCAAUAUCCUGGGCCACUGAAGGACGGGAGCAGCAGGGCUGGUGGUUCUGCGUCAUGUGACGGGGACAGAAAGUAGUGGGAGGUGGUUCUGAGACACAGAUGGAUUCUGCCAGCUACCACCAGCAGGCAGUCCGGAUGUAAUGCGAGUUGUUCUGAUACACUUCAUUUUUUUUAUUUGCUGGGGUGAAGAACAUUAACCAGAGUGUGAGUGUUACUGCUUUGGGCCUCCGACGGCCGGCGACUGUAGGACCAGAACGUGGUCGCGUGCCUGUGGUGGAGCAGCGUUGGGCGGCCCUGAGAGAGCUGCCGCAAAAGGGAAGCAAGGCUGUGGGGAAGACAAACAGUUCGGGACGGGGAUGUUCUCUCCAGGAGGAAGGACAACGCCCUCAAAGGGGCUCAGGGGCCGGCCGCCAAAGCCGCCGUUUUUCCACUUUAACCUGUAGCCGCUUUGACCAAAUGACCAAGAAAUGUAAUUCUUGGUGGAAGCCGGGUAGACAAACCGACCCUGGCUUUCUAUUCCAAGCUUUCUGUUUCAGAAAAUCUGUUUUUGUCAAAACACCGAGGGAAAAAUGUGGGGCUGUGUGAGACCAACGCAGGUCUGUUUAGUCAAACAAGUCCCCUUUAUACGGGCAGCUAGUUGUGUCUGAUGUGAAAACUUCCGCUCAUUAGCCUGCCUGUCAAAAAAUGCGGAAAUUGAGUCUUUAUCAGCCCUGAUAAAUAUUAAGAAACCAUUUCUCCAGGCUGUAAAAGGCUAGGAAGGCUAAAGUAAUGUCUUACAGUGAUACAGUAAUAAACACUGGUCAAUUGAUGCC